This is a messenger RNA of Verticillium nonalfalfae, 438 nucleotides long. RefSeq lists its product as uncharacterized. NCBI's taxonomy places the organism in Eukaryota, Fungi, Ascomycota, Sordariomycetes, Glomerellales, Plectosphaerellaceae. The transcript has 3 exons. Bases 1 to 438 code for a protein of 145 amino acids. Gene Ontology annotation, cellular component: nucleus; cytoplasm. Gene Ontology annotation, biological process: regulation of barbed-end actin filament capping. The record is from RefSeq and is a predicted model, not a curated record. Gene Ontology annotation, molecular function: protein binding.
AUGACUGAUCCCUCCGCCACAACCCUUCCGCCCGAGGCUAUCGAGCUUGCCGGCCGUAUGUACGAUGCCGCUCGCUCCGGCGACGCCACCGUUUUCGCGCAGGCCCUCCCUGCCGGCCUGCCCGUCAACAUGACCAACGAAAAGGGAGACAGCUUGCUCAUGCUUGCCGCGUACUACGGCCACGCCGAGCUCGUCAAGCUGUUCUUGCAGCAUGGCGCCGACCCAAAUCGGCUGAACGACAAGGGGCAGAGUCCCCUUGCUGGCGCCGUGUUCAAGAUGGAAGAUGCCGUCAUCGAGGCUCUCCUCGAGGGAGGGGCUGACCCUGAGUUUGGCAACCCAAAUGCGCUGCAGUGUGCCUCCAUGUUCAAGCAGGACGAGAAGUGGAAGGCCAAGUUCGAGGCUGCGCCCGGGAAGGGGAAAGCUGCAGGCAAGCUCUGA